This is a messenger RNA of Anneissia japonica, 6515 nucleotides long. RefSeq lists its product as uncharacterized. The transcript has 10 exons. The record is from RefSeq and is a predicted model, not a curated record. Lineage: Eukaryota; Metazoa; Echinodermata; Crinoidea; Comatulida; Comatulidae. The coding region runs from base 516 to 3149 and encodes 877 amino acids. Gene Ontology annotation, molecular function: DNA-binding transcription factor activity; quinone binding; quinone reductase (NADPH) activity.
AAAAUAUUUUAAUCCUCUUUACAAUUAAUUACCAAAUAUUUUGUAUCAACGUGUUUAGUUUAAAGUAAAAUGCAAUUUGGCCUUUGGCCACCAUAUGUUAUCUGAAGAGAGAUGUUGUGAAUAAAUAACAAUUCCAGGUCAUCAAGUUGUUCUCAUUCCACGCAGAAAAUAAAUUUAACAAAAAAAUUAAAAAAUAAAAUAAAAUAAACAAAUAAGUCACGUAUGGAUGUAUUAAUAAUUUAAAUUGGUAAUAGAAAAAACGGAAACGUAAACACAAGGAGUUGUUACAGAAUUAAGGUUGCCUAUUUAUAUUCUAUAUUGUAUCUUAGUGUUUUAUUUUUUGUUUUUAUUUUAGUAUUUAUAAAGAGGGAAGGUGAUUCAAUGAGUUAUAGUAAAACUUUGCUUUAGCUGCCCCUGACCAAAAUACUUUAUAUUGUACCUAUGUAAAUGUGCACUGGUCGAAUAAAUAAAAUGGGCUGAACAAUUCGUAUACGUGUGGCAACUUUGUCUCCAAGAUGGAUCCAAUCCUAAAAUCAGAUGCUAAAAUUACUCGUGAUAAUGAUAAACCUUGCUGGACGAGCUUGUUUGUUGGAGCUUUUUCGGACAACUAUGGCUAUGUAAACAACGUUAAGGAUUGCAGAAAAGUCAUAGAGUACUUCUCCGAAGUAACGUCGUCAAAAUAUGUCAUUACUAAAGUGCAUAAGGAUUUCGGAGAAACUGAUUUCAAAAGACAGCCGCACCGUCUCACCUGGGAAUGCCAAGCUUCGGACCACAAUGGAAUGGAAAUUGCUUUUGAUGGAAUUCCCUUCAUGAUUGUCAGCAAGAAGGUAAUGAGUUGUCAAUAUGGAUCCGACAAAUGCAUUGCACAGAAACGACGGUAUAGAGAGAAGAUGGAGGAACCAGGAAUGAAAAAGAAAAGAAGGAAUGUUGUUUUUACAAAAAAACGAGAUUGUCCAGCACAGAUACGGCUUAGAGAGGUCAUCAAAUUUCCUGAUUAUAAGGUGAAAAAUGAUUCCAAAUACAACAGAAGAGUUCUAUCUCGAAAGUGUCACAAUGACAUGAAGACUGGUGUGAAUGUGAGCUUCCAGCGGCGCAUCUAUAUCUGUCUACCAUCUCCUGAUGAUCACCAGUUUCAUCCGACACACAAGAAGGGCGUCAGAAUGAGAGCAGCAGUAUUGGAAAAGCCGAGUGACCUACCACAGCACAGGUUAAAGGUUAGCGUUAACCGGGUUUCUAGGCCAGAGCCUAAGAGAAACGAGGUGCUGAUAAAAGUAGCCGCAACAUCUGUUAGCAGACAGGAUAUAAGUAAGAGAUACGAGGCUUGGCCUUUGAAAUGUGGUGUGUCCAACAUGCUGGGAACAGAAGCAGCAGGUACAAUAGAGAAAGUUGGCGACGUCCUUCAGUCUACCUGGAAGAAAGGUGAUCGUGUGAUGUGUCUUCUGUCCAGUGGUGGGAAUGCUGAGUAUGUGAAUGCCUUAGAGGACCACUUGAUGCUGGUUCCUGAUUUCAUGUCUUUCUCUGCAGCAGCAGCUAUACCAGAGGUGUGGCUCAUGGCUUAUCAUCUUCUGUAUGGAAUUGGCAACAUAAAGAAAGGAGAUGAUGUGCUGAUACAUGCAGGGGCAAGUGGUGUUGGGACUGCUGCCAUUCAGCUGGUCAACUUGGCCGGUGGUCGGGCUAUUGUCACGGCAGGAUCAUGGAGUAAGGUGGAACUGUGUAAAAGCAUUGGUGCUGUGGCCGGGUUCAAUUAUAAAGAACAGGAUUUUGCACAAGAAGUGCUACAAUUUACCGAAGAUCAAGGAGUAAAAAUCAUCUUGGACUGUGUUGGUGGUAUCCAUUGUGCGGGUAAUGUUAAAGUUAUAGCAACUGACGGGCUAUGGAUCAUUUACGGACUGUUGAGUGGUAGUGAGAUAAGUGGUGACAUAUUACCGGCCAUUCUGAAGAAACGAGUGAGCAUCAAGGGGGCAUCUAUGCAUAAUAUGCCUGAUAGUUACAAAGUUGAACUGAUAAAGGAGUUCAAGCAGAAUAUAUUACCUCACUUUACUCCUGGUAGUUCUGUCGCAUUGUCACCCAUCAUCAACAAGAUGUAUGCGUUGAAGGGCAUUGUGGAAGCUCAUGAUUUUGUCGAAUCCAACACGAGCAUGGGAAAAGUAAUCAUCACUUUGGAAGAAACCAAAGAUACCUCAAGUAGAGAUGAACAAACAAAGAGGGAGCUCUUUGAAGUUGCGAAAAGUUUCCAAGCUCUUGCUGAUGGGAUUGUUGAAAUAGAACAAGUUGCGGAAGUUACACAGAAAGGGGCUGUUGGGAGUGAUGCUGCUGUCUUGAUGACUAGCCCCCUCCAGGGUAUGACAAAUCAGAUAAUUGAGUUGAAACACGGGGGAAGCAUUGCCCAGACGGAAACGGAAAAAAGCGUUCAGGUGUUACUUGCAGAUAAAAAUGUUGAGUCAAGCGUACAUGUGACCACAGCUUCCACAGGACCAGUGCAAAGCAUGAACACUGGUGAACUGUUAGUCAGUAUGCAAAGCAUAGAAUCGAAAAACACUAUGGUGUUUACAGAACCAACACAAACUUUUAUCAUUCAAAAUGACCAGGCAGCUGUUUUACAAGCAAAAGAUAGACAGGUAUUUCAGGAUAAAACUCAGGGGCAUACUUUCGUCGAACAACAACAGCCCAACAGUACAUGUAUUUACACAGGUACACCAAAUGCUAACCAAAAUCAAUUAUUAAGUCAUGUGCAAUCAGUUGAACAGUCUAAUAACUUUGGCCAAUCAGAAACAGUGCAUCUUUUAAACCAAGCACACAUUGAAGGACAUCCACAGUUAAUUGGUCAGGUCCAGGAGGUUGAAACCAUGGAGACUGACCACCUUUACCAAGAACAGCAGACUGGACAUCAGUCAUUCAUAGGUAAUAAUAAUCAAACUAUAAACAUACAGGCUCAGCAUAGUCAAUUUGAGAACUUGACUGGUUCCAAUCAAUCUCAAAACAUCCACGCCCAACACGGUUUGGAUCGAGGCUUUGCACAGGAAGCUGUGUACACAAACCAACCUCAUCAACCUGCCAAUAACAAACAAGAAAUUAUAUUUGUACUCGAACAAGAUGUAGGAAAUCCUGAAUCAGAAUUUGUUUUGGAUAAAGCUUUGGCGAAAUCAUAGUAAUAAUUUGUUACCAUUUUAGAAAUAGAGUAAUAAGAAGGUAUUUUGUUUUCAGUCUUUCAGUUGAAGAAAACUAAGAUUUUUGAAAUUUAUUUAUAAUUAAGUUUCUUCAAAUGCCCUAUAUUUCUUCUUUACAUCCAGCAGCAGGUAUAUAGUUGCUUUGGUAUAAUAUUUUAUAAUAAUUCAUCAGGUUUUUUAAAAAUAAAAAAACAAAACUUUUUAUGUGAUCAUAGAAUACUCUCUCUGUGUUCCGUAUCAAGUGAUGUUGGUGACUUUAGAAUGCCAAUCUUUCAUUUACUUUGCCAUUCUCAGAAGAUUGAGGUUAUUGACACGCGUCCAGGCAGCAAUUCCUUGAAGAAAAGUUGCUAUCUGGCGCCCUUUUUCUCUCCUUUCAUCAAUCUUCCACAUGAGAAAUAAACCUUCCAACUUCCCUUCCUCAUACAGUGUAUGAGUUGUCGAGUUGUAGUUCCUUAAUCUUCUUAAGCACCUGUUGGCUGCCUGCAGUGUGUAAAAAUUUAAUUUUGGUGUGACUUGUCCAUGGGAUUCUUAACAAUCCGUCAAAGAAACCACAUUUCGGUUGCUUGCAAUCGGUCUUCCAUUGCCUUUGAGAUUGAUCUGCUCUUGCAACCAUAUUUGAGAAUUUGCAUUAAAUAGCAAUCUAGGACUUUGAGACUGCUCAUUUUGGAGGACGGACUCUUUUGCCAGUGCUAUUCUCUAAAAUUUCUCUAUCACAUCUCCCAUCUGUUGUUAAUCCAUCUUCCCAGAUAUUUGGAAACUUUAACUUGUUUCAGAGAUUGCCCAUGGAUUUUAGUGUUUCAGAUAGGAACAUCUUUCUGCUUUGAAACUAAAAGACAUUUUUAAUUUUUUUUUGUUUUUGUGAUUAAUAAAAGAAGGCUUAACAUGGAAACUCCGCAUUACCAAUUUCUUAAAAAUGUGUUCACAUCUUAUGUGUCCAUUUUAAGCGCCUUGCCAAAGAAUAUAAGUAAUGUGACCAGAGUCUUCUCAAAAAGAAGGCCUGGCGCUAGAAAGUGCAAAGCCAUACAGUUUGUACAAAAUGUUUUCAUUCAUCCAUCUCAACACUUAAGCUCUGUCUACACUAUCAAAUUUUAUGUGAAAAAUAUAUGUGUUAUGCCCAUAUAUGGGUACACCACACAAAUUUGUCACAUAAAAUGUGAUAGUGUGUGGUCAAAGCCUAAAGCCGAUUUUCCACUAGGCGAAUUUAUUCGCGCGUAUCGAAGGCGCCGGUUUGGUUCCUGAGCUCUGAUUGUUUGCGCACAUUUGUCGCUUCGCAAAAAGUAGAAACAGUUCGAACUACCAAUUUUGCUAUUUAAAGUGAAAACUCCGAUAGAAAUAUGAAUGUGCAUGCGAAUGAACGGCGCUUUCGAUUCGCGCGAAUAAAUUCACCUAGUGGAAAACUGUCUUAACAGAGGAUGGAAGUACUGGUAAAGCUUUUUAAGUCUCAUUAUGAAGCAAAGAAAAUGGAGUUGUUUUUAGUAAUGAGCAAUUAUAUUCUGGUGCUAGAAAUGCAUUUUAUCUAUUCUACUGCUCUACUCAAAUGAUGUUUUAGUUUAUUCUUAAACAGAAUUGUUUAGUUUACUCAAUGAAUGUUCUUUUAUUCAUCAUCUUUUCCUCCCUUGCAUUUGUGGUAUUGCAGUGUGUUUAUAGAUUGACAUCACUCCAAGUAAAUGCUCAUUGGCAGGUCUUGGGGGGAAAAAAUAAAAAAAUAAAAAUAAUUCUAGACCCGUGAGCUGAAUAUUUUCUUGUUACAAUAGGAAAGUCGGGAAAGCUCAUUUCUCGCCAUCUAGGAAUCAACAUUUUUCAGGGGAGGACCCUGAACUCCCGUUCUCUUUGGGGUUCUUCGAUUAUUGGAAAAAAGUAUACAUAUGCAACUACUAAAUUAUUUUUUAAGUAAAUACACAAGUACAGUAGUUGAAGUGUUCGGUCACUUUCCCCACUUUAAACAGAGUAAUAUACUGUAAUCAACUUCGACGCCAUAAAAGGUAAUGCACGUGCAUGUGGAAGCAGUUUGAGGCAUUUUAAUGGGGAGACUGACCUGUUAAGGGACGAAUAGAAAUUUGCAUAGGGCAUCAAAGCAGUGCAAGAGUCCCUAGGGCCACUGAAGAAAAAGUCGUCUAAUAUGUAGGACAUGUCCUGUACCCCAAACUUACGUUGCAUGACCCAUGUUAGUGAUAAGCUAAUUGCUUUGAAGUUCUGACAGACAGCUGUAUCGGCAUUCAACGAUCAAAAAAAAGGAACCCUCCCAAGAAAACUAUUAAUAAUAGGAAGGAAUCAUCUAGAUGAAUCGGGGCUAUACGGAAUGCAUCCUCUAUGCCUGUUUUUGCCAUGAGGCAGCCCCUGCUAUAUUUUAGAACCAGGCGUACAAUAUCGUCGAUGGUGUCACAUGACCUGUUCAUGAACAUCUCACCAAAGCCAUUCAAUUCUUGAAUUGUGGACACUACAGCCUGUGGUGAAAGAUCCUCGUCCUGGUUCUCUGAGGAGUGUUCAAGCUGUACAUUGCAACAUCUAGGCCUACAUUUUCUCCUCAGCUCUAACCCUUGAGAAACUAAGCAUCCAUCUAUCGUCCUGUAUUCAGCCUUUGGCAUGCAUAGUGUAAAAUAAACUGUACAGUUGUCUAACGGAGAAGUUACACUCUUUAAGUAUUCUUUUGAUUGUCUUCUCACUAACAAAAAAACAGUUUGCAAUUUCUCUAACGGUACUUCCCAUUUGUCCUUUAUCCGUAUAAUACUUAGAUCAUUUGUCCCGCUUGCAACAUCUUUGAAAACUCCUCUUUUCCCCCGAAAUUGACCAUGUUUUAGUAUAUUUAGUUUUGGUAAACUAUUACCAUUAAUAUUUCAAUCCUAUUAAGUUGGAUUUGGCCAUUUCCAGUUUCGACCUGCUGGAUGCAAUACCGAGACUCUGAUAUCUGCUUGAUCACCUAUCUCCUUCACUUUGCCAGGAUAUUGCGUGCCAUCGUGCAGUAUGGUGCACCAUUGACCAACUUCUAAUAAAUUAUUAUUGUUGUCGUCAUGCUGAUUAAUUGCUGUUUUAUGUGCCACUCCAUCAGUAUUUACUCCAUCAGUAGUUACAAGGAGGGCCACAAUUUUUCCAUGCACAAUCUGGAUGUGAUGCAUUUGUGCUGUUUUAAUUGGCUGAGGUAAAAUAGCAUCAAGGUUCAGCUUAAAGUUAUUGGAACCUCAUACAUUCUGUGUUGGAUAUUUAUAUUCACUUACAUAUAAAAACCCUGAGGUAUGGAAAUAUAAAGUCGCAGGUUUAUCAUAAUUUAAAAAAAUCAUGAUUUAUAGCGAUUUUUCCAACAUUUAAGCCACCUCACAAUGUUUACAAUGGCCAUGUGACGCAAUGAUGUCA